Protopolystoma xenopodis is the source of this 1272-nucleotide messenger RNA. Lineage: Eukaryota; Metazoa; Platyhelminthes; Monogenea; Polystomatidea; Polystomatidae. The record is from the annotation of a GenBank genome assembly.
AUGCAUUCAUACUUUGUGUUAUUCAUUUCGAAACUUAAUAUCGCCUCCCUACCUCUUUAUUUUCUUCAUUAUCCUUUACUUUUUGGUCAACUUAGACAAUCAUCUGCUGAAGAUAUUAACGCCUUUUCGGCAUCCAUACCCUCGCCUUUCCAGUCCGAGUCCAGUGGACCAUACAGUGUCCUGGGUGAUCCACUUGAACAAAGCUUUCAAAACAAGAGUCCUGAUAUUGCUGUUUCCUGCUCUUUGGGAGAAAACGGGUCAUCGGAACGGUCAGCUAGCAAAUAUCGCUACAAUCGGCGGGAUGAAGAUCUCAUGAGUCAUAAAAACAUCAUACAAGAGCGUCGCGGUAGCACCGAACCUGAAAUGAUAUUAGCCAACGAAGCAGGCCUAGCCAAUGUGCAUAUUUCUGCCAAAUCCGAUGAAUUCGUUCCGCCGAGCGAACCAACACCGGCAUCUCCCUUGGCUUCGUUGCUUAUUUCAAAUGAGAAGACUCAGCGAGUAAUGUUGGGUCAAACAAGAUUGGCUUCGGGAACUAUUGGGUCUGUUGAAAACGCUGAGGCCAUCAAACCUUGUGUAGGCUAUCCUUCCUGUGCAUCGCAAGCUGACCUUUUAACCAACAGUACAUCAAUGACUUCGUCAACAUCUUCCUCUUCUUCUUCCUUCUCUGCAUCUAUUGAUCCCCUCAUAUCAUCUUCGUGUCUAGCUAUUCGAUCGGAUGAAAAGGAUCUUCCUGCUGCAGUUGCAGGAAUUAAGUCCGAGCAAACUCGGUCGACUUCUUCACCACCCCCUCGGGCUUCAACUACCCGCCAAGUCAGUUGGCACUAUCGCAACUGUAGGCCCAAACCGUCCGAUAUUCCAGCAAGGCCCAUUGGCUUACAUAUCAGCCAUUGUCAGGCUCAGCUUGCGGGUCUCUCAGCCAUCAAUCCACUAGCCCUUCGACCGUCUUCUCCUUGCACAGCUCUUUUACCUCCACCAUUACUUGGACCAAUAAAGCAGAUCAGGCAGAUUCCAGUGGCCAAACGGAAGACCCCUGUCAAUAAUGAACCUGAACCUCAGCUUGCUAUCCUUGAAGAGAAGGCAGACAGUUUACUGAAAAGGAAUGAAGAUGUGGUCACGAAUUCUGAUGCAGAGGCACAAACGAAGCCCAGUCACCUUUUCGAGAAAUCACGGCAAAAUAGGUACGUCAUGCCUUUGGGUAUUAUGAAUCAUCCCAUUUGUGAGGCAGUUACUAUUUUGUUAUUGAGCCCUAAAGAAAAUUCUUACUUGACAUGA